Molecule: messenger RNA, 1494 nt
Organism: Apaloderma vittatum (bar-tailed trogon)
Lineage: Eukaryota; Metazoa; Chordata; Aves; Trogoniformes; Trogonidae
Gene: LPCAT1
Product: lysophosphatidylcholine acyltransferase 1
Exons: 13
Coding region: 7-1464 (485 amino acids)
Molecular function (GO): calcium ion binding
Source: RefSeq, a predicted model, not a curated record
GCCUUCAUGACUUUGACUCUGUUUCCUAUCCGACUCUUCUUUGCCGCUUUUAUGAUGUUGCUGGCCUGGCCUUUUGCAUUCAUUGCUUCGAUGGGAUCUGAUGAGCAAGAGCUUGAAAAGCCUCUCUCCUGGUGGCGAAAGAUAGUGGAUGUUUUGCUGAAGGCAAUCAUGAGAAUGAUGUGGCUUGCUGGUGGAUUCCACUGGAUAAAUGUAAAAGGCAGACGGGCAUUACCAGCAGAAGCAGCGAUAUUAACGGUGGCUCCCCAUUCUUCCUACUUUGAUGCCAUUCCAGUAACUAUGACUUUUGCCUCCAUUGUGAUGAAAGCUGAAAGCAAAGAUAUUCCUGUUUGGGGAACUCUCAUCAAAUACAUCCGACCAGUAUUUGUAUCUCGGUCAGACCAGGAUUCUCGCAGGAAAACUGUUGAAGAGAUAAAGAGACGUGCUCAGUCUGAUGGUAAAUGGCCACAGAUAAUGAUAUUCCCAGAGGGCACUUGCACAAACCGAUCCUGUCUAAUUACAUUCAAGCCUGGAGCAUUUAUUCCUGGAGUUCCUGUACAGCCGGUGGUUUUACGUUACCCAAACAAACUGGAUACAAUCACAUGGACAUGGCAAGGGCCAGGAGCGCUAGAAAUUCUGUGGCUUACUUUGUGUCAGUUUCACAAUUCUGUGGAAAUUGAGUUUCUACCUGUGUAUAUUCCUUCAGAAGAAGAAAGAAAAAAUCCCGUCUUAUAUGCCAAUAACGUCAGACGUGUAAUGGCAGAGGCGUUGGGAGUUUCAGUGACAGACUACACAUUUGAAGACUGUCAGCUAGCUUUGGCUGAAGGACAACUUCGUCUGCCUUCUGACACGUGUCUUUUAGAAUUUGCAAAGCUUGUGAGAAGCCUUGGGCUGAAGCCAGAAACACUUGAAGAUGAUCUUGAUAAAUAUGCUGCAAGUGCCAUGAAAAUGAAAAAAGAAAAUAUUGAUCUUAAAGAAUUUUCAACAUACCUGGAAUUUCCAGUUUCUCACACGUUAGAAAGUAUGUUUGCACUUUUUGAUGAGAAUGAAGAUGGCAUAAUUGACUUUCGGGAAUUUGUCAUUGCCCUGUCAGUUGUCUGUAAACCAUCCAAAACUCUGGAAACCAUACAGUUGGCAUUUCAGCUGUACCAGUCAGAAAAUGGAACCAUAACAGAAGAGGAUUUAGCUCAUAUCCUGAAGACUGCCAUGGGUGUGUCACAGAUUAAUGUCACGCAUCUCUUUAGAGCUGUAGAUGAUGAAGAAAAAGGAAAGAUUACAUACGAUGAUUUCUACAGAUUUGCUGAAUUACACCCACACUUUGCAGAAGACUAUCUCUAUGCUGAUCAGAUGGGAGCUGAGAGUGGCUUGGAAACUUCAUCUCUUCCUGCUCCUAAUGGUAUCUGUACUGACUUCAGCCCUGAAAAUGGUGGAGAUAAAGACAAGCCCCUACAGAAGAAACUGAAUUAACACUACAACUGUCAUAAUCUUCCUCUCCUG